This is a messenger RNA of Theobroma cacao (cacao), 1073 nucleotides long. RefSeq names its product Peptidyl-tRNA hydrolase II (PTH2) family protein. Gene Ontology annotation, cellular component: mitochondrion; cytosol. The record is from RefSeq and is a predicted model, not a curated record. Lineage: Eukaryota; Viridiplantae; Streptophyta; Magnoliopsida; Malvales; Malvaceae. Gene Ontology annotation, molecular function: peptidyl-tRNA hydrolase activity.
CACAAAGCCAUUUUAUCUCUUCUUCUACAACUCUAGUGCUUUUUAUUUUCCAGUUUUCCUGGCUGUUCAUUCCCACUUUCAGCAUUUGCUACCAGUGACCACCCAAUUCAAUCUCGCUUCUUGAAGAUUAUGUGGGCUUCCACUCGAAACUCUUCUCAACCUACGAAGCAGCUGCAGAAGCAGGAAAGAGAACGGUUAGGGGUGAGUUUCAGACCAGAAAACUUCAUUCCAGGCCUCGUACUUGGUUUUAUAUUUGGGUUGUUGCUGGAUUUGUCAAAGCCCUCUAAAACCCCUUCCAAGAAGAAGAAUUUCCUACCUGGAAAGCUUCAAGAAGAAGACUUUGUUUCCACUAAUGCUGAUCAAAACCUUAAAAUGGUUUUAGUGGUUAGACAAGACCUUAAGAUGAAAUCAGGGAAGAUUGCCUCUCAGUGUGCCCAUGCUGCCACCGGCAUGUAUGCAGAAUUGAUGAAAAGCGAUCGAUCCCUUUUAAGACAAUGGGAGGAUUGUGGACAACCCAAAAUAGUCGUUACAUGCAGGAAUCAACAAGAAAUGAAUAAGUUAAGGGAAGCAGCUGAGAAUAUUGGCCUCCCCACUUUUGUUGUUGCUGAUGCUGGAAGAACACAGGUUUCAGCUGGGUCAAAGACAGUUCUUGCCAUUGGACCUGGACCAAAAGUGCCAGUUGAUUCAGUGACAGGGAAGUUGAACUUGCUCUAAUGUUGUUGAAGGAAAAAUCCUCGCCUUAUUGGGUCUCGAUAAUCAUGAUCUCAAUCGCUUCACAAGAAAUGAAAAAUAUCCUUUGAUGGAUUUUGAUUGGCUCAUAAACAUGGUUAACGACAGCUGCAAGAAUUGAGAGGAGUUGCUAGAUGAGAAUUUCUGCAACUUCUAACCAUCCAAUUGUAGGAAAUACCAUUUGGCCUGGUUACUGGAACAGAUUGAGGAAUCAGAAUGUCAAUUUGUUAUAUUUUGGUUCUUACAGUGUUUCAAAUAUUCUGUACCCUAUUGUGUUUCCAACAAAGCUACCUUAUCCUGCUAUCUAUAAUCCAGAAGAAAUACAAAAUCUUCUUAUAAUUUAA